AUUAGUCAGCACUCCUGUGAUGCUAGUCUUUUCAAGCAACUGUGAAACUGCAUAAGGGACUGGGGGAAAAAACAGCUAGAGGAAUGAGUUAAAUGAGCAGAAGAUCAAGGAAUUGGAAUAUCUCUAUGGCUUUGCAUGGUGCAUCUGUCCAGAGAGCGUGUGCCUGAGUGAAAGGCAGAAAGGAGAAAUGACUGAGCAGGAGGCCGAGUCCCUUCCCCUGAGCCAGGAGUCAUUUCAGGAGUUAUGGAAGAUGAUGUGUCCUCCAGCCACCAUCCACGAACCUUUGAGUGUGAAUGAUGGUUGGCACCUGGAGAGUCUUUUGUCGGAGACUCCUCUACAGGAGAGCAUUGAUGCUGGGGUUUUUGACUUGCCCACAACCCUGCCGCCACAGCCAUCUGUAUCUGCUUUUAAUGGCGAUGCUGCCCUCAGCUCAACUGUGCCAUCCACAACUGACUACCCGGGAGUGCUGGGUUUCCAGCUACGCUUUCUGAAGUCUGGCACUGCCAAGUCUGUCACAUGCACGUUUUCCCCAGAUCUAAACAAGCUGUUCUGCCAGCUGGAUAAAACCUGCCCAGUUCAGAUACAGGUGGAUCGCCCCCCUCCGCCGGCCGCAGUGAUCCGAGCGACCUCUGUGUUUAAGAAGGCUGAACAUGUGGCCUCUCUGGUGCACCGGUGCCCACACCAUGAGAAGGCCUCUGAGCACAGCGAAGGUACAGCCCCCCCAAAUCACCUGAUCCAGGUGGAGGGCUGCCAACGGGCCCACUACAUGGAGGACGCCAACACCAAGAGGCACAGUGUUGUAGUUCCAUAUGAGGCCCCCCAGUGUGGCUCGGAGUGCACCACGGUGCUGUACAAAUACAUGUGCAACUCUAGCUGCAUGGGUGGAAUGAACCGCCGGCCGAUUCUAACCAUUAUCACACUGGAGACGGAAGGGGGAGAGCUCCUGGGCCGCCGCUGCUUUGAGGUGCGCGUGUGCGCCUGCCCUGGGCGAGACCGCAAGAACGAGGAGGACAACUUCUUCAAUCGGCAGGAAAAGAGCAGCGGGACCAAACGCAGCUUCAAGGAGGUAUCUCCGACUGCCCCCCAAACAGAGGCGAACAAGAAAAGCAAAUCAAGCUCCAGCUCUGAGGAGGAGAUUUUCACACUGCAGAUCCGUGGGAGGGAGCGCUACGACCAUCUUAAGAAGAUAAAUGACAGCUUUGAACUGCUGGAUUUGAUUCCACCUGCAGAGCUGGACAAAUACCGGCAAGAACUAAACGCCCAGAAUGUGAGCAAGGAGGAGCGUGAAGAUGUUCAACCAAGAAAAGGGAAGAAGCUGCUGAAGAAGGGGGAGAAAAGUGACUCUGAUUGAGAGCACCCCCCACCCCUGUUGGUACUUUUCACUGCCUUUUUAUAGUUCUGCUUUAUUGCAGGAAACCAAGCUGCUAUACUUUCACUACCAAGUUGCCUGACAUAAGCUGCAGCUGCUUUGUAUGUUUGAGUUUCAUUAGGCUGCAAUGCUGUAGAAUACAUUUAGUUAUCCCAGUUACAUUAUGCUUUUGCUUCUAUAGUAGUGUUCUUUGCUGUAUAUGUUUCUCUGGUACCAGUUUUACAAUAUUUGCAGAACCAGUGUAUUGGAAUAACUUUUCAGGAAUUUUCGUGUUUUUUUUAUACAUGUACAAUACAUUUUCUAUCUUGCAUGUUUAUACCUUUUAUAAUUACCUUAGCAUAUGCUUAUACACACACGCACACACUCAAUUGAAUAAUUCGGCCACUAAUUUGAGUUAUGCUUUAGGUAAAAUAAACAAAUAAAUAUAUUGUAGAAACAAAUAAAGAUUCUUUGUAGACCAGAGAAGACUGGGUUUUUAUUUCCUUUGUAUACUUUUCAGUUAUGGUUUCAUUUCAUUUAGACUAUUUACUAGUGACGUUAAUGAAUCCUUUCUUCCGUGAUUAAAGCUCGGAAAUGGUUUAUUCCAGUUUUAUAAUUUUUUGCUCCUCUGUUAUUGUAUGGUACCCUGCCGUUUUACUAUGUCUGCAUCUAACAGCCUUUGUCAGGAAAGGAAAACUGUAUAGCUUACAGUAGUGAAGACUAAGAUUCCUUACACUUUCAUUAUGUGAUCUGUGGGGCUUAAGUAAGAUGUGCAGUUUGUAUGUAAAUAUUCAUAUGAAAUGCUUUUUGGGGUGAAGGCAUUUCAUGUCCAAAGGCAU
This is a messenger RNA of Anguilla anguilla (European eel), 2187 nucleotides long. Its product is annotated as cellular tumor antigen p53-like. Gene Ontology annotation, biological process: protein tetramerization; regulation of transcription by RNA polymerase II; apoptotic process. Gene Ontology annotation, molecular function: protein binding; RNA polymerase II cis-regulatory region sequence-specific DNA binding; DNA-binding transcription factor activity, RNA polymerase II-specific. The record is from RefSeq and is a predicted model, not a curated record. The coding region runs from base 188 to 1351 and encodes 387 amino acids. Gene Ontology annotation, cellular component: nucleus. The transcript has 11 exons. NCBI's taxonomy places the organism in Eukaryota, Metazoa, Chordata, Actinopteri, Anguilliformes, Anguillidae.